Molecule: messenger RNA, 1493 nt
Organism: Bombyx mori (domestic silkworm)
Lineage: Eukaryota; Metazoa; Arthropoda; Insecta; Lepidoptera; Bombycidae
Product: aminopeptidase N
Exons: 8
Coding region: 457-1194 (245 amino acids)
Biological process (GO): proteolysis; peptide catabolic process
Cellular component (GO): cytoplasm
Molecular function (GO): metalloaminopeptidase activity; zinc ion binding; peptide binding
Source: RefSeq, a predicted model, not a curated record
UAAGUUCGUAUCUCCACAGCACCUUAUCGCGUCAAUUAUGAUGCUCGUAACUGGGAACUUCUUUCGGAGACACUGCUCAGCGACAAGUACGAUGAGAUCCCAGUACUGGGCAGAGUGCAACUGAUAUCGGACGCCUUCGCUCUGGCGGCCACCAACAGACUCAACUAUUCCACUACACUGAUUCUUGCAAGCUACCUCCAGAGAGAGAGGGAGUACCUGCCUCUGUCGACAGCGCUGAGAGGGUUGGCCAAGAUUGAGAACCUCUUGAAGCGCAGCGGAGACUACAGCGCCUUCCAGAGCUACAUCAGGCAUCUGGUGCAGAACUCGUAUCGAAGGGCUGGAGGCCUCUCCGUCAAGCGUAUCGUUAAUGGCGACGAUCUGAACAGCGUAAAACUGCAGGUGUUGACCAGCGGCUGGGCCUGUCGCGCGCUGAUACCGGGCUGCGAGGAAAACGCCAUGGAGCUGUUCCAAAUGUGGAUGAACACUUCCAAUCCGGAUGAAAAUAAUCCGAUCCCGCUGGACCUGCGGCGCACGGUGUGGUGCGCGGGCGCGGCGCGCGGCGGCGAGCGCGAGUGGCGCUUCCUCACGCUGCGGCUGCAGGCCGCGCGCGUUGCCGCCGCCCGCGACGCCAUGCUCGCCGCCAUGGCCUGCACCAGGCAGGUCUGGCUGCUCAACCAGUUCCUCGAAUGGGCGGUGUCGGAGAACUCCCCGGUGCGCAAGCAGGACGCGGCCGCCGUGGUCGGUAACGUGGCCCGCACGCCGGUCGGCUACUACGUCGCGCGGGAGUUCUUCUACAACCGAAUCGACGAUCUGUUUAAGACUUUCAACGGUCAGAGCCGCCGUUUCGGCUAUAUCAUCAAGACUCUGCUGGACCAGUUCACGACUCAGAGAGAAUUGGACGAGUUUCUCAUUUUCCACGACAAGAACCCUAAAUAUUUCGAGGAGACGAAGCUGGCCGUCGUUCAGGCGAUUGAGAAAGCCAAAGUGAACAUCGACUGGGUCGACCAAAACAAAGAUUUAGUUGUACGGGAAAUGCGGAAAGCGGUUAUGUACAUGAAUAACAAUACUCAUCCCGAACCGGCUUUGACUUCCAAACAACGGCGAGGGCACCCCAAGUACAUAAGCUCUUUAUUCGCAAUUCACAAUAUAUCCAGCAUUAGGUUAAAGCCUUUUAGAUUUUAUUUUGGAAAAUAAUAUGAUUGUAACAUCUACCUAUAUUUUGUAAAAUAAUAAUUUUGUUUAAUUUUAUUUAUAGUAUUAUUUAACUUAAUUAUUAAUCUCCCGGAAUGCUGUAAACAUUUAUUUAUCGUUAACAUAAAUGACUAGUCGCUCCAUGUUUUUUUUUAAAUUAUUAACAACAAAGUUUUUCCUCCACACUUUUAUGUAUUGUUCGGUUUUUUCUUUCCUGUCAGUUGUAUAUUCUAUGAUUUCAGUGUUGAUUGCAUAUUUUGUAACAUAUCAAAUAAUGUUGAAUAAAUGAAAAGUAUUCUUUA